Darwinula stevensoni is the source of this 705-nucleotide messenger RNA. The record is from the annotation of a GenBank genome assembly. Lineage: Eukaryota; Metazoa; Arthropoda; Ostracoda; Podocopida; Darwinulidae.
AUGUAUUACGUUCGUUCUCGUCAUGGGACGGGAUCGGCGAGCAACAGCACGAGGCGUGGACUGCUGGAAAUCUCCCAGCCGGAAUCGAAGAUGAGUUCCAGGUUCUCCGACAAGGCGAUGAGGGGGAUGUUCGACAAAUCGAGUCACGGGUUCUCCACCUCCACUCCCGUCCCUUCCCCGAUUCACAAGGGCAGCCCCAGGAGUUCAGACGACUCCGCUUCGACCUCGUACCGCUCGCCUCCCGAGUAUCAUCACGGGCCGUUUCAGUUCGGCCUUCCAGGCAAGGAGAACGAGGAGCUGUCUUCGCAGAGUUCUGCCGAUCUCACCCACGAAGUGGCCGUCCUACUGAACAGGUUGAGGACCUAUCGAGAGAAGUUGGACAAAGCCGUCCAGCAGGCGCUCCACCCCUGUGAUAUUACACGCUCCUCCAUAUCACUGGACUCGCUCAGGCCCCCCGCCCCCCGACCUUCAUUCAUCCGUCCUUCGACCGCAAAGCCCCGGACACGCAAAACGGACCCCGUGUCCCUCUAUCAUAAGUACAAGCAAGAAUGGGAAAGGAACAAGAUUCCAGGUACAAGUCCUCACAAGAGCCUGCGCUGGGAGAUUCGACAUCGCAUGGCCCACAUUCGAUGACCAUGUUCAUUUUAUUUUGUGUUUUCUGGUUCUUUUCUUCUGACAGCAAGAAUAAAUGACAAUUUGCAUCCA